AUGGCCAUGCUGCACCAACUCCUGCACCCAACACGUCAACUGCCGCGGGAGCACUGCCGGAACGCUGAACGACGCUGAAGCCACAGAAGUCGGAGCCGUUUGACUCAAGUCAUCGCGACACGAACGUGUGGACGUGGAUCUUCAUGCUCAACAACUACUUCAACGCGAGUGCGGUGCAAGAGGCGGACGCGCAGCAGCGAAUCGAAUACUCCGUGACGCUGCUGAGGGGCCCGGCCUUGGAGUGGCUAAGUUUAGCAGAUUUAGAAGAGAUGACGAAGCAGGUUAAGCAUUUCCUAGCGCUGGGUUUCAUUCAGCCAUCUAAAUCGCCCUGGGCAGCACCGAUCCUAUUCACACCUACUGUAAAAAAAGGAUGGGGGUUAAGGAUGUGCAUUGAUUACUAUGCUUUGAACGCUGCCACCGUCAAGAAUAGGUUCCCUUUGCAGAGGGUAGAGGAUCUUCUAAAUGUAGUGCAGGGCGCUAGAAUCUUCUCCAAGUUUGAUCUUCAUUCAGAAUAUCACCAGAUUCGAGUAGUUCCAGAGGAUCGGGAUAAGACAGCAUUUCGUACGAAGCAGGGGUUGUACGAGUUUAGGGUCUUGCCAUUCGGAUUGACCAACACCCUAGCAAUGUUCCAGAUGCGCAUGAAUAGUGUGCUAGCAGAGUUCAUCGGGUCCUUCGUUGUAGUCUACUUGAACGACAUCCUAGUCUACUCUAGGACGCCAGAGGAGCACGCACAGCACCUGCAGAAAAUC
Closterium sp. NIES-67 is the source of this 749-nucleotide messenger RNA. The record is from the annotation of a GenBank genome assembly. NCBI's taxonomy places the organism in Eukaryota, Viridiplantae, Streptophyta, Zygnematophyceae, Desmidiales, Closteriaceae.